Molecule: messenger RNA, 1211 nt
Organism: Neltuma alba
Lineage: Eukaryota; Viridiplantae; Streptophyta; Magnoliopsida; Fabales; Fabaceae
Product: G-type lectin S-receptor-like serine/threonine-protein kinase At4g03230
Exons: 6
Coding region: 1-1146 (381 amino acids)
Biological process (GO): protein phosphorylation
Cellular component (GO): plasma membrane
Molecular function (GO): ATP binding; protein serine/threonine kinase activity
Source: RefSeq, a predicted model, not a curated record
AUGGAACUAAUAGUCAGGCCAAAAAGAUUGAAACAGAAGAAGCUAUUACAUGAACUUGGAGAUAUUGCGAUCCCAUUCAGUGUAAGCGGCAAACAGAAGUUUGGUAAAAGCGAUAAAACAGGCCAUGAAAUACAUAUAUUCGAUUUCAAAAGCAUUCUCUUAGCAUCAGAAAACUUCUCAUCCACAAAUAAGUUAGGUGAAGGUGGCUUUGGACCUGUGUAUAAGGGAAGAUUACUGGAUGGCCGAGAGAUAGCGAUCAAAAGACUUUCUAAAUGUUCAAAACAAGGCCUAACUGAAUUCAAGAAUGAGGUUAAAUUGAUUGCCAGACUGCAGCAUACUAACUUGGUAAGACUUUAUGGCUUCUGUAUCGAAGGGGAAGAAAAGAUGUUGAUUUAUGAAUAUUUGCCCAAUAAGAGUUUGGACUUCUACCUUUUUGAUCACAAUAAUAGGAUUUUAUUGGAUUGGAAAAGACGGCUCAAUAUUAUUCAAGGCAUAGCUCAGGGACUUGUCUAUUUACACAAAUAUUCAAGAUUGAAAGUGAUUCAUCGAGAUUUGAAACCAAGUAAUAUUUUACUUGAUCAUGAGAUGUGUCCAAAAAUAUCUGAUUUUGGCAUGGCAAGAAUAUUUGAGUUAAAAGAAUUUGAACAAGAGAAUACGAAUCGAGUGGUUGGAACAUAUGGGUACAUGUCCCCAGAAUACGCUCUUAGCAGGAUUGUCUCUGUAAAAACUGAUAUUUUCAGCUUUGGAGUAUUGCUACUAGAGAUUGUCAGUGGCAAGAAAAAUGUCAGUUUUGUUAAAUCUGAACAUUCAAUCAACCUCAUAGGACAUGCAUGGAAGUUGUGGAAUGAAGAAAAAGCCUUAGAGCUAGCAGAUCCCUCACUAAGUGGAACAUGGAAUGCAGAUGAAUUAUUACGAUGCAUUCAUAUUGGUCUCUUAUGUGUGCAAGAUCAAGCCAAUGAUCGACCUGAUAUGUUAGAUGUGGUUUCUUAUCUCUCUAAUGAAGCCAUUUUAUUAGCUGAACCUAAGCAACCAGCAUUCUACAUUAAUGCAAGGGAGAACAAUGCCACAUCACCUGCUAAUAAUAUAGCAGAAAAUUGUACAUGUUCUACCUGUAAUGUAACAAUUUCAGAUUUCAAAGGUAGAUAAAUUAUGUGAAUCUUCCCAAACUGUUAACUAUUACACAUGUUAAUUCGGAAAAUACAUUGUCAAUU